AUGUUUGUAGUUGUUGCUCUAUUUUCACAAGGUUCAGGAGAACAAGUCAAGUUCACCUUCUUGAGUUUUUACUGCAAGGAUCUACAUCUUUGUACAACUCUACUUUCACAAGAACAAAUAAGAAUGCUCACUUUACACCAUAGGUGGUAAUGGAUUUGCUCAAAGACUGUUUUCACAUUUCUGUCUUGGCUACGUCUCUGGCUGAAUACAGAAUGUUUAGCGUGUUGUUAUUCUUCUCUGACUUCUGGGUGCGUCAGUGGAUGACGUCGGCUCUGUGCCCCACGGAAAUCAACUCGACUUCAAUGCGGAAGUUUCUCUGUCUUCGCUGUGUUUUUAACAACGAUCUACAAGAAAAGGAAAACAAUCAACUUCAAAGUUAUUUAGCCAGCAAAAUAUUUACUAUAAGUAACUGCCGUACUCAUAAUUAACAACCAUAGGUUGUAUUUAUUGAAUUGUUUUAUUCGUUGGGAUCUUUUGAUAAGUAUUCAGCCCUUAUGGCUGCCAACAACAAUUUACAGAAAGCCAUUGAUCUGGCCAGCAAGGCUGCACAGGAGGAUAAAGCUCAGAACUAUGAGGAGGCUUUGCGCCUGUACCAGCAUGCUGUUCAGUACUUUCUUCAUGUCGUCAAAUAUGAAGCUCAGGGCGACAAGGCCAAACAGAGCAUCAGGGCCAAGUGUGCAGAGUACCUGGACAGAGCAGAGAAGCUGAAGGAAUACCUAAAGAAGAAAGAGAAGGCUCCGCCUGCCAAGCCUGUAAAGGAGUCUCAUUCAGAUGACAAAGGGAAUGAAAGUGAUGAAGGGGAUGAUCCGGAGAAAAAGAAGUUCCAGAACCAACUCUCAGGCGCAAUUGUUAUGGAAAAGCCAAAUAUCAAGUGGAACGAUGUUGCUGGGUUAGAGGGAGCCAAAGAAGCACUGAAAGAAGCUGUUAUUUUGCCUAUCAAAUUCCCCCACCUUUUCACAGGUAAAAGAACACCGUGGAGAGGGAUCCUGCUCUUUGGACCUCCUGGUACAGGAAAGUCCUACCUAGCUAAAGCUGUGGCCACUGAGGCUAACAACUCGACCUUCUUCUCCAUCUCUUCUUCUGAUCUGGUAUCCAAAUGGCUGGGAGAGAGUGAAAAAUUGGUGAAAACUUUGUUCAGCCUGGCGAGGGAGAACAAGCCUUCCAUCAUCUUCAUAGAUGAGAUUGACUCCCUGUGUGGCUCCAGAAGUGAGAACGAGAGUGAGGCUGCCCGUCGUAUCAAGACUGAGUUCCUGGUUCAGAUGCAAGGGGUUGGAAAUGACAAUGAGGGAGUCUUAGUCCUCGGGGCCACCAACAUCCCCUGGACAUUGGACUCAGCCAUCAGAAGAAGGUUUGAGAAGAGGAUCUACAUCCCCCUGCCUGAGGAACAUGCCCGCUCCUUCAUGUUUAGGCUUCAUCUUGGCUCCACAGCCACCAGCCUCAAUGACUCUGACUUUGUCACCCUCGGCAAGAAGACCGAGGGCUACUCUGGAGCUGACGUCAGUAUCAUCGUCAGAGACGCUCUCAUGCAGCCCGUCAGGAAGGUGCAGUGUGCCACCCACUUCAAACGGGUACGAGGACCAUCGAGAGAUGAUCCUAACAUGCUCAUCGAUGACCUUCUGACCCCAUGUUCUCCCGGAGACCCAAAUGCCGUUGAAAUGACAUGGAUGGAUGUCCCUGGAGAAAAGCUGUUGGAACCUGUUGUCAGCAUGCCUGAUAUGCUGAGGUCCCUUGCCAGCACCAAGCCUACCGUCAAUGAGGCAGAUCUGGACAAGCUGAAAAAAUUCACAGAGGACUUUGGACAAGAGGGUUAAAUGGAGCCUUUAAGUCUAACCAAAGCGAAGAAAUUGAUUGUUAAGUGUUCUUUUUCUUUACCUCUUUCUUUUCAAUCUUCCUCCACUUUCUUGGCUCAUCAAUUGGCUCAAGUGUCCCACAUGACUGGCUAGGCUAGUCUAAUUGGCCACACAGGAGCUUGAAGAUUGAUAUGUUUUCUGAUGUCCUCCAUUGUCCAAAGCGGAUAAAGGACUUGAAGGUGUGGGGUGUAUGCAGUUGACUUGAUGAAUGGCACAUGGACAACUACUUAGGGAUCAAUUUGCAGUCUUGGAAUUGUUUAUUUUGAACAUAUGAGCAGGCCGACACAGCACUUUGGGAUAAACCUAAAAUUUGAGAGACAUGCAUAUUAAACUGAACCUCAUGUAAAUCAUGCUUUCAAGAAAUUGUUGUGCAUUGUCCUUUUAACAAUUUGACUGUAAAAUGUAUAGGUACCUGUCCAAUUGCCUUCAAGAUGAUUGCAGUGAGCAUCAAUAUCUAUAUUACUCUACUUCUUUUUAUACUCCUAAGAUGAAAAGCAUUUUAUAGUAGAUACUUUACGGAAAUGUAUAGCUCUUUGGUCUUGAAAACUAAAUUAAAAAUGCAUGCCAUUGUAUUUUCAUAAGAUAUUUAAUUUGUGGAAUUAAGGCCUCAAGUCAGAGGGUGAUGGUCAUAAAAUGGGUUAGAAGAACUGACUGACACUCAGGAAAGAACCUGUUAGGCCAUGGUUCCAUGUAAAACAAAAAAAACUACUAAAGAAAAACAUUUCUUCUACCACCAUCUUAAUUUAGUAGUUCAUUGUCCUUCUGCUUUUAGUGUAUCAGGAUAGCCAAAGGUACUGGAUCAGUUUUUAGCUUUCAAGGAGUGUGUAUAUUUACACUCUUUUACACAACUUUUUAUUUGUAACUGACCCCCCUUACACACUACAUACAAUUUGCCCGUUCUCACAUACCCUCCCUGCAAAGCUUUGCUGAUCCGCCCAACGGCAACUACUGAAAAGAGAUGGUGCCUGUCUAAGCCUUGCUCUUAUGAAGGGCGGAUACUGAGGAUUGAAUAAAAUGUCGUUUGAGUUCAAGAUUUGAAGAACAAGAGAGCAGAUGCGAUAAUGUUUUCCAAACAGAGACCACCUUUGAAAUGAGGCCAUAUUCAGUGGCAAUGCAUACUACGUGCCUUCUAAACAAAUUGCUGAAAUAUAUUCAUUUUAUUUUUGAAUUUGGAAGUUGAUAUACAGAGACACUGCUUAAA
Molecule: messenger RNA, 3051 nt
Organism: Hypomesus transpacificus
Lineage: Eukaryota; Metazoa; Chordata; Actinopteri; Osmeriformes; Osmeridae
Gene: vps4b
Product: vacuolar protein sorting 4 homolog B
Exons: 11
Coding region: 495-1811 (438 amino acids)
Biological process (GO): vacuole organization; endosomal transport
Molecular function (GO): ATP binding; ATP hydrolysis activity
Source: RefSeq, a predicted model, not a curated record